This is a messenger RNA of Copidosoma floridanum, 1574 nucleotides long. Its product is annotated as leukocyte surface antigen CD53. Gene Ontology annotation, cellular component: plasma membrane. NCBI's taxonomy places the organism in Eukaryota, Metazoa, Arthropoda, Insecta, Hymenoptera, Encyrtidae. The record is from RefSeq and is a predicted model, not a curated record.
CAUCGUUAUCUUCACAAAUGUCGUCAUCAUUUUUAUGGAGGGAGACAAAGUUGACAUAGCUGCACGUAGCAUCGACGAUCGUACAGUCACACACCGACUCUGGCACAAUCGUCCCAAGGUUUUGUGUACUUCUUACCUCGUUCAGUCUCAUUGCUACCUUUGUAGUUGACGGUCAUACUCGUCUUACCGUGUUCAUUUAUUUCAUCGUUGUUCUUCAGGUGGUAUUUUCUGUCCAACAGAUACAUAAAGUAUUGGAGAUAAUCAUGACAGCGGAAACACCAAGGGCGUAUUUUGGCGUCAGCAUGCAGUGGAUCAAGUACAUGCUAUGCGCUCUCAAUCUUAUUUUCAUGUUUUCGGGUGCAAUUGUGAUUUGCAUAAGCUAUUACUUGUAUAAGGUGAACGACAUAUUUUUAUACUUCUUGGAUUCAUUCUACGUCUCUCCCGCGGCCGUUCUUGUCACUGCUGGAGUACUCAUCCUCGUCAUUUCCUUUUUUGGCUGCAUUGGUGCGCUCAAGGAGAGCACUUGUAUGGUCCGUACUUUUGCAUUUCUUCUGGUAACAGUGGUUAUACUUGAAUUUGCAGCUGUAGUGACUGUCCAUGCUUUCCCACAAUACGAUUUUUAUCGUCUUUUGUACAAUAACAUUCGUAAAGCCAUGAAAUAUUACUUCACUAUUCCUCAGGCUCGGGUUGCUAUGGAUUCAUUACAAAGAGGGUUCCAGUGCUGUGGAUUUGAUGGACCGCAGGAUUGGGAUAAAGUAAAUCAGAGACUGUUAUUCCUCUAUAGGCCAGUUUCAUGUUACACGGAUCCCCUGCCGUUCAAAGCCCAGAGCCUAUUUAAUCAAGGCUGUUUUUAUGCAUUGGCUUCUUUCAUAAAACACAAUGAAGUUUACAUUAUCACCGGAGUCACAGUGAUUUGUUUUAUUCAGAUCGCAGGAAUAAUGAAUGCCUUCAGUCUAGGACGUAUGAUCAGGAGACAAAAAACAUUACGAGAGAUGCGCAAGUGGCAGGAGCGAACGACCUUAUCCAGUUUUGAUGAGUCCAUUGCAAAAGUACAGAAAGUUGACGCACUUUCAGUAUCAUAAAGCGUAUUCUGAAAAUGUUCCCGGAAAACUAUACGACAACGUUUAAGUUUAUCAAGAAAAUUUUUAAACAUUACGACCUAACACGUUUUUUCUAAAAUAUAGUUGAUUAAAAAGUAAUGAGAUUCUGUUUUGAUUGCUGUGAAAAGCGCAGUCUCGUACGUAAUGUCUAUAAUUUUUCGAGAACAUAUUUAGAACACUUAAUGUAGAGGGACGAUUAUGCAUAACUUAUUUUUAGUGUGAAACAUUAUUUUUUACAAUUUUGUAGUACUAACUCAUAUUGAAAAGACUCGUAAAAAACACAAGUCUCAGAUGCUAAAUUACCUUCUAAUUGACUUCUGCACUUGACAAACAUCUUAAGAGUAGCAGAAGUACACGUGUGGUAGUUUUCUCAAUAAAACUUUUUCCAAUUCAACGCUGGAGGCUAAAUAUUUUUUUUUAUUUGUCACGUCGAGUUCUUAAAAAUUUGGAAGUUAAAUUGAUGCACGUGCACAA